Molecule: messenger RNA, 3932 nt
Organism: Crotalus tigris (Tiger rattlesnake)
Lineage: Eukaryota; Metazoa; Chordata; Lepidosauria; Squamata; Viperidae
Gene: TMEM63A
Product: transmembrane protein 63A
Exons: 23
Coding region: 679-3108 (809 amino acids)
Cellular component (GO): plasma membrane
Molecular function (GO): nucleic acid binding; calcium-activated cation channel activity
Source: RefSeq, a predicted model, not a curated record
CGGACUGUGGGCUGCUUGUGGCCGAAGCCGGGGGCGAGAAAUACUCUCGCUCAGGCUCUGGUCGGCCGCGCUGGUCAACCGUGGGAAGCGGGAAAGCCAAGAGUGCCCAGUAAUUAGGAGCGCGGAAGGAAAAGCGGAAGCCCAGCGUCUUUGAAAGUUGAGAGAGAACGACAGCAGCUGUUAUCUCUCCCCCUUCGCUGCCGCAUCUCCGCAGACCAGCUACUUCGGGAGAAGGGAACGGACGGAGGGAGCGACUGGCUUGGUCUUGGGUCUUCGAGACCUCCCCGCCUCCUUAAGCAACUCCCAUAGUCUUCCCAACCUGCCACCUGUUGUCGUUAUUUUGUUCCUAGUGGAUUUGUCGUGUAUCACUUUACUUCGCCCUCCUGACUGUCUUCUAGUCCCGGGCUAAGGGUUAAGAGCUGGAACUUAUUUUUAUAGAGUGCUCCCCGAUCGGGGCUGCAAAAUCCGGAUGACCAUUAGAUGGCAGCAAAAAAGAAAACCCUGCCUUUUCUCUAUCGCCUUAAUAAUCUGCCGGAUUUCUGCACCCUAGAUCUGGUUUUGCUGGCUGCAGCUUCUGCUCCCUGUUCUCCAAAUACAAUUUUGACAGUUGCUUCAAGUUCAGAAAGGAGAAUUAUUGAUGCAGAAGACCAUACCUCUUGAACUUCUGUUUAGUGAAAAAUGAUAUUGAGGAAAGAGGAAGUGCAAAGCAAGGACAUGAUUCAAUUCCCAACUUUCGAUGCUGGUCAUUCACAUCUGGUUCAUCUGUUAAGUAGAAGAAAUGAUACUCACCCUCCAAAUGAGACCUACUGUUACAGUUCUGCGCGAGGAACUACUGUACUUCAAGGAGUAACCUUUGGUGGGGUUCCUACUGUCCUGCUGCUUGAUGUAAUCUGCUUUUUGAUGUUGGUGUUGAUAUUUUCCUUUAUUAGAAGAAGAUUUUGGGAUUAUGGUCGUAUUGCAUUAGUAUCAGAAAGGUAUUAUGAAGGAAUUGAGUCCACUACUAUUUUUGAAGAAUCUGAUUCUGAAGAGGGAUUUUGUUCUUGGAUGAUCUCUGCUUUUCGCAUGCAUAAUGACGAGAUUUAUGAACAGUGUGGACAUGAUGCUAUUACUUAUCUCUCCUUUCAACGGCAUCUCAUCUGCCUCUUGACUGUGGUCAGCUUGUUGUCUUUGUGUAUUAUACUACCUGCAAACCUAUCAGGUGACUUGCUUGAUAAAGAUCCGUAUAGCUUUGGAAGAACUACUAUAGCAAACCUACGAAUAGGGAAUAAUCUUCUCUGGCUACAUACAAUUUUUGCUGUGAUUUACUUGAUUUUGACAGCUAUCUUUAUGAAACAUCAUGUGGGUUCCAUUAAAUACAAAAAAGAAAGCAUAGUAAAGCGCACAUUGUUCAUAACCGGCCUUCCCAAAAAUGCCAGUGCAACAACCAUUGAAAAUCACUUCAAAGAGGCCUAUCCAACUUGCAUUGUGCAGGAGGUGCAGUUAUGUUAUGAUGUAGCCAAACUCACAUACCUGUCUGAUGAAAGAAAAAAGGCAGAGAAGAAUGUGGCUUAUUAUACCCAACUGUUUGAGCAGAGUGGUAAAAGAUAUCGCAUAAAUACAAAGCCAUGUGGUCAGUUCUUUUGCUGUAACACCAGAGCAUGUGAAAGGGAAGAUGCUAUAGAUUACUAUACUGGAGUUACCCAAAAAUGUAUAGAAGAAUACGUGAAAGAAGAGGAGCUAAUUCAUGAUAAGCCAUUGGGAAUGGCUUUUGUAACAUUCCAGAGGAUAACUAUGGCCUCUCUCAUUCUUAAAGAUUUCAAUGCCUGUAAAUGUCAAGGUUUUAAGUGCAAAGGAGAACCUCAACCAUCAGCCUAUAGCAAAGAUCUUCAGAUUUCCAAAUGGAAUAUUAAAUACGCUACAUAUCCUCAGGAUGUUUGUUGGAAUAAUCUCUCAACUCAAGGACGGAAUUGGUGGGGUAGAUGGCUUUUUAUCAAUUUACUCCUUUUUGUGGGCCUCUUUUUCUUGACAACCCCUUCUAUCAUUAUUUCAACAAUGGACAAGUUCUAUGUAACCAAACCUAUUCAAUAUCUUAAUAAUCCUGUUAUUAGCCAAUUCUUCCCAACACUCCUUUUGUGGUCCUUUACAGCUUUGCUACCAACAAUCGUCUAUUAUUCAACAGUGUUUGAAUCACACUGGACAACGUCUGAUGAAAACAGAAUAAUGAUGCACAAGAUUUAUUCAUUUUUGAUCUUCAUGGUACUAAUAUUACCUUCGCUUGGUUUGACUAGUCUGGAUUUCUUCUUUCGCUGGGUAUUUGAUAACGCAUCUGAAUCUAAAAUUAGAUUAGAAUGUGUAUUUUUGCCUGAUCAGGGAGCUUUCUUUGUGAACUAUGUAAUUGCAUCAGCUUUUAUUGGCAAUGGAACACAACUGUUGCGUUUCCCAGGCCUUAUUAUGUACACCAUUCGCAUGAUGAUGGCCAAAUCUUCUGCUGAGAGAAGAAAUGUUAAGCAGCAACAAGCUUAUCAAUUUGAAUUUGGAGCAAUGUAUGCUGGGAUGUUAUGUGUAUUCACGGUCAUCAUGGCAUACAGUAUUACAUGUCCUAUUAUUGUCCCAUUUGGGUUAAUUUAUCUAUUGCUGAAACAUACAGUUGAUCGCUACAACCUCUAUUAUGCAUACCUUCCUACUAAACUAGAGAAGCAGAUUCAUAUUGCAGCCGUGAGUCAGGCAUUAGCAGCUCCCAUCCUCUGCCUUUUCUGGCUGUUUUUCUUCUCAUUUUUAAGAUUAGGAUUUAAUGCACCUACAACAUUACUUACAUUCUUAGUUGUAUGCAUAACAAUUGUUAUUUGCAUAACAUAUACCUGUUUUAGCUUGUUCUGGUAUCUGACCCCCAUGCAAUACAAGGAAGAAAAAUAUCUGUCUAGGGAUAAAGAAAAUAAAACUGAUUUUGCACCAGGUCCAAAAUCUUCUAUCUAUGUUCCUCGUGUUCUGCAGCAUGUUUCUACCGAAAAAAGUGUCUUAUCUUCUACAGGUCAGAUAUCCUAUGGAGCUAUAUCAGGAAUAGACACAAUGGGGAAAGAAGAUGUGAUCUGUGUCUCUUAUGCUGAGGAAUCAGGUGUUGAAGAGAUGUGAAAAAUGUGUGUCUUGGUAUCAUGGACUAACACAAGAUGGCACACUUAGCCGUUUCAAAAGAGCAGAUUUCACAAAUGGAUUCCUGUGUUGUAGCGCAUUUUUGUUGAGAAACAUUACCUCUUCAUGUAAAGGACCAGAAUUUAUGAAGCUACAUUCAGGGAGUUUCACAAAGACACUAUCUUGGAAGUAGGUAAUUUUUAUGGGUAAUCACUUCUGUUAUGCUUUGCACGCUGAAUAAGAAUGCUUAGAAAACAAAUUUGAGCAUAUUUAAUUAUUUGCCUUUAUAGAAAUAUUUAUGGGCAAGUGCCAGAGCACUGGUUGCUAAACACUUGAGGAUUUAUAACUGAAGGAACAUCUGUUUCUAUUAAAUGUAGAAAAAACGGGUAAAUUAUAAGCUGGGGAGUAUUCUGAUUUCCUUCUGUUAACCCCAUAGCUUAUCAAAUCAAAAGUAUUUUCUUUCUUGUAAAAGAAUUUUUCUACAAAAAGUAGAGAAAAUAUGUGUCAAAACCUAAAUGACUUGGAAAUGACAGACUAUAUGUGGCUGAGAACUGUUAUUUAUGGGACUACUUAAGUUAAUUUUCUAGUCACAGUUUUAAGGGCCUCACAUAAAAGAAGCUAACGUGUCAAACAAUAAAGGAUGUAAACAUUUUAUUAUUUUUAAUCUCUAAGGUUUAUUUUUUUAAGAAUCUUUAAAUCUGCUAAAGUAUCACAAAUAUGUUACACUGUUUCUGAAUUAUGAGAUAGAUAAAUUUUUUGGAAGAAGUAAUGUUAAAUUUAAAUGUAAUUAAACAAUCACUUUCAAUAAAAAACUGAAUUCAAAUGCA